AUGAAAAGGUCAAACUGUUUCGGUGAUUUCUUUCUUUCCAUGAUGUCUGUUUUGAAGUCUUACGAAAUUGCCAAUUUAAAACAAUCAUCUUCAAAACCGGUUGUUGAUGAAUCAAUCCCUGGUUCGUCCAAUCAUUCUACCAGACUUAAACGUAGGAAUAAUGCCAUUUUGUUGAUGUAUUCAGGUUGGGGUUAUUACGGUAUGCAAAGAUGCCCUGUUUUUCCAACCAUUGAAGGAGAAUUGUCUAAAGCUCUCUUUACUUGUGGUCAACUCGAUAAUCUGACAGGUGAAGAACAUAAAAGAGUUCAUUUUCAACGUGCAUCUAAAACUGACAAAUCCGUUUCCGCUCUUGGACAAGUUUGUUCCAUGCAAUUACGCGAAGACACAGAUUUAUUAAAUAAAUUAAACAAAACCCUACCGGAAAAUAUUCGUGUUCUUGAUAUUAUUCGCGUAACUCGUGGGUUUUCUUCAUACGGUUCGUGUACACAUCGAAUUUAUGAUUAUCUAUUACCUACAUUCGCCUUAUCACCUGCUUCUUCAUUGUUAAAUGAUUCUACUUGUUGGACUUACCGUUUAACAGUUGAACAAAUUACACAUGUUAAUCGUUUACUUGAAAAGUAUAUAGGUACUCAUAAUUUUUAUAAUUUCACUUCAGGAAGACUUGCAACGGAUAGUAGUUGUAAUCGAUAUAUUAUAUCAGCCAAAUGUAUGCCAACAUUUUUACUCGGUGAGCAUCAAUAUACUAUUAUACGUAUUACUGGUCAGUCGUUUAUGCUGCAUCAAAUACGUAAAAUGAUUGGUUUAGCAUUAGCUGUUCUACGUGGUUAUGCAACAGAAGCAGUAUUUGAUAUUGUGUUCAGUAAAGAAAGAGUAGAUAUACCGAAAGCUCCAGGACUAGGUCUUAUGCUUAACCGAGUGGACUUCAGUCAGUAUAAUACAAAAUAUCAAAAUGACGGUAUCCAUCAACCAAUUGAUUGGAGUAAAUAUGAAGAACAAAGAAACGAAUUCAAGAUGCAAUAUGUAUAUGAACAUAUUGAUCGAAUUGAGUCAGCGGAAAAGUCUAUGUUCCAAUGGCUUUCUACAUUGAAUAAUCAUACGUAUAGUUUGAGAGAUUUUUCAUCUCCUCUGAUUGUUGUUGAUAAUGUUUCGAAAACGGAUAAUACUCAGAUAGACAAUCAAGAUUAUGCUACCACUCGCACACAUUUCAACACUAAAAAUAAUCUAAAUAAGAAUGAUGUUCCAGAGUGUAAUAUACCUGUUAAAAAGGAAAGGUUGGUAUUGUGAGAGGAUAUUUGUUUAAUUUUCCCUUUUAUGUCAAGUAGUGGUUUUAUAAUAAAUUGAUGUUUAUAUUAGUCAUAGUGUUGUAUUCUUUUGUUUUGCUUCAUAUUUGUCAAAUGUAUGCGAAGAAGAAAUAUAAAUACAGUCAUUCUAAAUAGAGUUCCAUCUACAAUCUAUUUUCAAAAUGA
This is a messenger RNA of Schistosoma margrebowiei, 1466 nucleotides long. Lineage: Eukaryota; Metazoa; Platyhelminthes; Trematoda; Strigeidida; Schistosomatidae. The record is from the annotation of a GenBank genome assembly.